CGACAGUAUUGGCGUGGUAAUGUUUUUCUGGCAGGCAGCAGCACUAUGGGGAAUAACAAGCCUGUGGAUCCCACUGCCGUUUCUAGCUCGGUCAUUCCUGGAGUCAUGAACUAAAGGAAAUCUGCACAGUUUUCCGAAAACGCCAAGAAGAAUAAAAAGUCUGAUACUGGCGAGAAAAAGACGAGCGUGUCCGUCAGCGCUGUUUAGUUUAUCUUCAUGGAGUCGUCGGGCUGGAGUUUCUCUGCGCUCUCUGUGGAUUAACUCGGGAAUCGCCUCUUCUGCAGAGAGCUGUGAUAUUUCUAUCCAACUAUCUCCGUGGAUUGUGUUGCAUACGGACAGUUGGGAGCUAAUUAUUCUCACUUUGGGGAAUAAAGUGGAAACUGUAUGAAGCCAAUGAAUGCGGGACCAACGGACACUUGUUGAAACGCAGUUGACGCGUCGCUGUUUGUCAUAAGAUUUUGGAGACGAGCUGAGAAACUUCCGCUGCCUUUGAGCAGACAGAAGACGACCAGGAGAUACGUUGUAAACAAUAACAGACAUGGUCCGAACAGCAGCUUAGCUAAACUGGUUAGCUGCCGCUGUUCGUUCAUUUGUGUCGCGUUAGCAACAACAUGCUAACGUUAUCUUAACAUUCAAACAAGUAGUUGGUGGAAAUGCGCUAAUAUGAAGUUCAAUGCGCAGAUAAGUUGCUGUGAUUGUUUCCAGUUUAUUCUCGAAACUAAUUGUGAAUAAUUUUUAAACAUUAACAGCAGCACCGUUUUAAUUUAUGCCGAUAUAAGUCAUCGGUAGACAACUUUUAUGACAGCUUAACGUUAGCUUAGCCGCGUUAGCCCGACCAGCCGAACUCAGUUAGUCAGUUUGCGGCAACUUGGUUCUGCCGCUCAUGUGCGGAGUGUUCACUGGGACUCUAAUGGGUCUGCAUCUGCGGUCUCAGAGAGGUUCCGGAAGAUAAGCAUCCACCCCCCUCACUCCAGAACGGUCUUCCACUUUUAUACCCCACUAAAGUUUUGAAACUGCGGCCCGCAGAAUGUCCGGCUCCGCGGGCACAGGUGGCUCCAACCCCAGGAAGUUCAGCGAGAAGAUCGCGCUGCACAACCAGAAGCAAGCUGAGGAGACGAGGGCCUUUGAGCAGCUGAUGACCGACCUCACCGUAUCCAGGGUGCAGUUUCAGAAGGUCCAGCAGCUUCGUCUGUCCCAGUCACGGGCGCAGUACUACGGAGGCUCUCUUCCGAACGUCAAUCAAAUCGGCAACGCCAACGUGGAUUUUCAGGGUUGCUUCCCUUCAGGGCUGGACUCAGUCAGAGGGACCCGCCACCAUGGGUUGGUAGAGAGGGUCCAUCGCAGCCGCAUCAACUCUCCUCAUCGCCGACCCAUUGACAAGCACGGGCGGCAGAUGGAGAGCUCACCAUAUGGAGCAGUGUACCUGUCACCCCCACCAGACAACAGCUGGAGAAGGGAACAGCAGCCAUGGACUGAGGAAAAACGGCCUGGGUUUAGAUUAUUAUCACAACUCAACAGAACCAACUCUGACUCUGCUCUGCAUACGAGUGCUAUGAACCCAAACCCUCAGGAUCCGUUUGGCAUGAACCAACAGAUGGGUCGAGGUCCUCCACAGCGUAAUGGCUGGCAUGCAGCUAGUGUAAAUGAGGCCGAUGUAGAUGGCAGCGGAGAUGUCUUUUCCUUUCCUGCACUGCCGCAUGAGGAGAAUCUGAUGGGUGUCAGUAAACCUCUCCCCAAGCAGCUGUGGGAGGCCAAGAAGGUCCAGUCUCUGGCAUCAAGACCUAAAUCAUGUGAAGUGCCUGGAAUCAAUAUAUUCCCGUCUCCGGAGCAGAACCUUGGUCUGUCCCACUACCAGGGCUCGUUGAAUACCGGUGGCUCUCUGCCAGACCUCAGCAACCUGCAGUUCCCGUCACCACUGUCCACCCCGCUGGACCCCGAAGACAGCAGCGGCUACCCCAACCUCAGCGGGGGAAGUAGCACCGGAAACCUGCCGGCUGCCAUGAUGCACCUCGGCAUAGGCAACUCUCAGGCAGGUCUGUCCUCCUCUUUGAGUAAUCCCUCCAUUCAGGCGUCUCUCAACAACUGCCAGCUGCAGUCAUCGCUCAGUAAUCCCUCCAUCAACUCAUCCCUGCGUCUGUCCAACAACUCGCCCCGCCGACGGCCGGCUCCCAUCAGUCCCCUCACCCUGUCUCCUGGAGCGGAGCAGCGCAGGGGUCUGUCCAAGCAGCUGUCUCCCACCAUGUCCCCCUCGCUGUCCCCCAUCACACAGGGAGUUGCUUUGGACACCAGCAACAUGCCGAGGGAGCCGCCUCCACCCUACCCGCUCUAUCAGCAACCCCAGCAUGCAGUAGACCACGGCCGGCCACACCAACAGCCGGCGCAGCAUCAGCACCAGCAGCAGCACCAGCAGCAGCAGCAGCACCAGCAGCCGCACCAGCAGCAGCACCAGCAGCAGCACCAGCAGCAGCACCAGCAGCAGCACCAGCAGCAGCACCAGCACCAGCAGCAGCACCAGCAGCAGCCUGUUUCACCUCUUCAGAACAUCCAUCUGGACUUCAACACAAGCCAGCAAAACAGCAUGGCAUCACUAUUCAGUGACCCGUUUGUGGAGCAGCAGUACUCAAAUCGCCAGAGCAAGACGCUGCCCUAUCAGUUGGACCAGUUCAGUCUCUUGGAAAACGCUUUGAGCUCCUCAGCAGGGGGGUCCUGCUAUGAUCCGUCAUCCUCUUCCUCGCUCUACUACUCCCAGGCGUCUCUGUCCGGCCUGGGGGGCAGCCACAGCAGCCUGCAGGACCCGACCCACAUGAGGUCCAACAUGCUGUACUCCAACUGCAGUGGAGGGCUGCCUAAUAUCAUACUCACAGAUGAUUCCAACCCGAGUCUGUCGAAGGACAUCAGUAACGCCCUCUCCACCGUGCCCGAGUGCUUUGACUCGGAGGGCGGCUUCCCGCUGGAGGACGAGCUGCACAUCGAGCCGCUCAGCCUGGACGGUCUGAGCAUGCUCAGUGACCCCGACAUGGUGCUGCCCGACCCGUCUGUGGAGGACAGUUUUCGCAGCGACAGACUCUGAAUGUAAAGAGCGUCACAGAAGACACGCACCCACAGGGAUCCACAGUGUAAAAGUGUACAAAUCUGAAAAUGCAUGUAGGCGAUUUGCGCUGUGCACGCACCCGCCGCCUCUAAGAUUCAUUACAUGUGAAUUUUUAAGAGGAGACUUGUGAACAAACACUGAUUACACCUGCUUUGCUCACAGUUGGUCUGCUGCAUGCUUCAGCUCAUGUUUGUUAGGUUGUUUUAUAUGAUGCAGUUUUAAAAUGUGCUCUGGGAUCUGAUGCACCUCUUCUAACUUCAAAACUAAAAAAAAACACGAGUUCUGCUCCAGGAGAGCGCCAGAGUCCUCCUGCGUUUUCCUCCCAUCACCAGCUCACAGCACCAGUUACCCUGAAGCCAUGGAAACACCAUAACCAUGGUUACACACCAUAGCAACCCCAUCACCGUGCAGAAGAGCAGCAGAAAUCCAACUCAUAAUUUACGUUUCCUGCAGCUCUAAUAAAAGAGCUGAAUUCCAGUUACCGCCUGCAGCUGGAGCAGAAACCCAGCUACACUGAGACCCCUUCAGGCUCCUGGAGGCCUGGUGGAAAUCAGGAAAAGAGGGAUUCAAGUUUUCCAAAUGUUUUUCUUUACAUACGAUGUUAGAUUAUUUUUAAAUGUAUGUAUAUAUUCAUAAAAAAGCCUCAAAAUGAUUAGAGCAUAUUUUCAAACGAGACAAAAAGGGCAAACUGUUUACAAAGAUGAGACUGUAUUCAAUAAAUAUGGUGAAUAUUUAGAAUUUCCAUCUGAGAAAUACUGAUCUUGGACGCGUCAAAUAAACACUGUUUUUUUUUUUCUUGAAAUUUGGGCGAACAUUUGGGUUCCUACCUGCCGGAACCGGGCAGCAAUACAUCAGAAUCCUGCGUUAUUUUGUACCUUUCUGUUGCAGAUUGUCCGCGUAUGAUUUGUUUUACAUUUUGUACUGACUUGUAAAUGAGCUUUUACUGUACUUCAAGGUUAAUUGUGAAUAAGAACAUGUGCUGCGCUGCUGUGGGUCGACUAUUCUCCUCCUGUUACUGAAGUUUAGGGAACCCCCCCAUCCCUCCAGGUCCGGUCUGAGAGAGGCACUCGGAGCAGACGGUGAACACAUGUAAAAAUGCACUUCAACUCUUUUUGCACUAAUUGGUUCACAUUGUGUAGGCUGAGAUUUUUACACGGUUUUUACCUGAUUAACCCAAAGAAGAAGAACGAAGCCAUCAGUGAGACUUUAAACGGCGGCACACGUGUUUGGUUCAUAUUUGAUGUGAAAAAGCUGGUUUUUGUUUGUGAUUUUUCCCCAAGGAGCUCAUAUCUGCAGUGGAUUAUGUAACAGCACAGUCAGGUCGGGCAUUGAGCGCCCCCUUGUGUCACUUUUAAAGAAGAGCUAGUCUUUAAUGUUUGCUCUGUUUUUCCUAUGCAACCUUUUCCAAGUGAACCCUGUUGAACAGGUGUAGCUUUAUGCAGUGCAACAGGGCUCUCUGUUUCUUCUUUGUGUUUUGUGAAAUCUACACAAUGUGAGGGAUCAAAUCAUUUUUAUCCUGAAAGAAACUAUAUUGCAUGUGUCCCCUGUCCACAGCUUGUGUUUCUCUGAGAAGUUUGAGCAGCAUUUUUGCUCAGUUUGUGUUUCUUUUCAGCCAGGCAGCGUCUCUCUGCAGACUGUGGGACCUUUCUGUGCAUGAGCAAAUCAAUAUCGAUACUUCAGCCUUUUUUAAAGGGUCCCUCUCUAAUUUCAGCUGUUAUUUGUUAUUUCCCUGCUCCGAUCAGAAAUACUUUAUGGUGUGCGGUUGCUGGUUUCCUGCUGUCUAUUCGCCUGCCUUCUGUUGCCUUACUGAGUGUUUUCUUAUUCCAGCUGCUGAUAAUCACGUCUCACCAGCUUUAGCUCCCUUCUAGCUGCCUGUGGUUGUUUUCUGUCACUCGGUCUCUACAUCCACUUUAUUUUUCUGUCCCCUUUUUUUAGGUGCAUAUAAAAUGUACAGUUCUGUUAUUUAAAGAAUGUUUAAGCCCUUUAGUGUUACUUUUUUAAGUCUUUCGAGUUUUCCCCCAAAAUAUAAAAGUUUAUUGGUUUGUAACAUAUGUUAUAGUGCUUAUCUUUCCAAUUUAAUAUAAUCAAUAAAAAAAACUUUACCAUGUA
Molecule: messenger RNA, 5200 nt
Organism: Girardinichthys multiradiatus
Lineage: Eukaryota; Metazoa; Chordata; Actinopteri; Cyprinodontiformes; Goodeidae
Gene: crtc3
Product: CREB regulated transcription coactivator 3
Exons: 15
Coding region: 1028-3070 (680 amino acids)
Biological process (GO): protein homotetramerization; positive regulation of transcription by RNA polymerase II
Cellular component (GO): cytoplasm; nucleus
Molecular function (GO): cAMP response element binding protein binding
Source: RefSeq, a predicted model, not a curated record